CUCCCAGUUCUAGCUUCCUCCAGAAGCAGGCACUCCUGGUGAACAUCUGCACUCAGUCCCAAGGACUUAGAAGACGCAGUGCUCUGUCCUCGCACAUGGGGUCACUUUCUUAUGGAGCUUGUAUGUCUAUACCUUUUUAAAAAGAACUUUUUUCACAAGAUUUUCUGGAUUUCACCUACACCUCCAUCUAUGCAAAGAAGGAAAAUCUCUUGCUGGCCUUGUGAGGAGCUUCCUGUCUUAAGAGGAUCCUUGCACAUUGGUUAUGCUUAAGGAAAAAUGAUGGAGAUAAGCAUGAGAUCUCCGUCGCACAGCUGCAUGUGUAGGCACAGUUGAAGCAGUUGCCCGCCUGAUUGGUUGACAGUAUUGAUGUGUAUUAAACAAAAAACAAUUUAAAGACAGGCAACAUCUGUAUUUAUGAGUUUGCAAAUAAGCCUAGUCAGAGUGUACUGAUGGAGCCUUCUGGCAAUGAACAGUUAUAUGAUGACCCAGAUCCUGGAGGCAAACCCCAAGAUCCAGAGGCCAGAAAGCCUCCUGAAGCAGAGCAGAAAUUGUCUAAAAUGACCCACAAUGCUUUGGAGAACAUUAAUGUGAUCGGCCAAGGCUUGAAGCACCUCUUCCAGCACCAGCGCAGGAGGUCUUCAGUGUCUCCUCAGGAUGUGCAGCAAGUCCAGGCUGAUGCGGAGCCUGAGAUGGAUCUGGAAAGCCAGAGCUCCUGUGUUGAUAUUGAUGGUGUCUCCACCCACCCCACAGCUUUGAAUCGAGUACUGCAGCAGAUCCGAGUGCCCCCUAAGAUGAAGAGAGGCACGAGCUUGCACAGCAGGCGGGGCAAGCCAGAUGCCCCAAAGGGCAGCCCUCAGAUCAACCGGAAAUCUGGCCAAGACAUCGCAGUGGUGGUGCAGUCCGGCCGGCCUCGGUCCUCUUCUACUACUGAUUCUCCCACCAGCUCGGCUGCAGUGGACAUAGCGUGUGCUGCGUAUCUUCCUGGGGAGGAGACAACUGCAGAGCGGAUCGAUCGUUUGGAAGUAAGCAGCCUCGCUCAGACUUCCAGCGCGGUGACCUCUAGCACUGACGGCAGCAUCAACACUGACUCCGUGGAUGGGACACCAGACCCACAGCGCACCAAAGCAGCUAUCACCCACCUGCAGCAGAAGAUCCUAAAACUCACAGAGCAGAUCAAAAUCGAGCAGACAGCCCGAGACGACAACGUCGCAGAGUACUUGAAGCUUGCCAACAACGCAGACAAACAGCAGACUGCCCGCAUUAAGCAGGUAUUUGAGAAGAAGAACCAGAAAUCAGCCCAAACUAUCCUGCAGCUGCAGAAGAAGCUAGAACACUAUCAUCGGAAGCUCCGGGAGGUCGAGCAGAAUGGGAUCCCCCGGCAGCCCAAGGAUGUCUUCAGGGAUAUGCACCAGGGGCUGAAGGAUGUAGGGGCAAAAGUGACUGGCUUCAGCGAGGGGGUAGUGGACAGUGUCAAAGGUGGACUUUCCAGUUUCUCCCAGGCCACCCAUUCAGCUGCAGGAGCUGUCGUCUCAAAACCUCGAGAGAUCGCCUCCUUAAUUCGGAACAAGUUUGGCAGUGCAGACAACAUCUCUAAUCUAAAAGACUCAUUAGAGGAAGGGCAGAUAGAGGAUGGGCCUGGGGGGAAGUCUCUGGGAGUGAUUGCCAACUUUCAGUCGAGUCCAAAGUAUGGUAGUGAGGAGGACUGUUCCAGUGCUACCUCGGGCUCGGUGGGAGCCAACAGUACCACUGGGGGAGGCCCUGUGGGAGCAUCAAGCUCCAAAACAAACACUCUGGAGAUGCAGAGCUCAGGGUUUGAUGCAAUACUUCAUGAGAUCCAGGAAAUCCGAGAGACUCAGGCCAGGCUAGAGGAAUCCUUUGAAAACCUCAAGGAACAUUAUCAGAGGGACUAUUCCUUAAUAAUGCAAGCCUUACAGGAGGAGCGAUACAGAUGUGAGCGAUUAGAGGAGCAGCUAAAUGACCUAACUGAACUCCAUCAGAAUGAGAUCUUGAACUUAAAGCAGGAAUUGGCCAGCAUGGAGGAGAAAAUCGCCUAUCAGUCCUAUGAGAGGGCUCGGGACAUCCAGGAAGCGCUGGAGGCUUGCCAGACCCGGAUCUCCAAGAUGGAAUUGCAACAGCAGCAGCAGCAGGUGGUGCAGUUGGAAGGGCUGGAGAAUGCUACUGCACGGAACCUCCUGGGCAAGCUCAUCAACAUCCUCCUGGCCGUGAUGGCCGUUCUCCUGGUCUUCGUCUCCACGGUGGCCAACUGUGUGGUCCCUCUCAUGAAGACACGCAGCAGGACGUUCAGCACUUUAUUCCUUGUGGUUUUCAUUGCCUUUCUCUGGAAGCACUGGGACGCCAUCUUUGGCUAUGUGGAACGGUUCUUUUCAUCCCCAAGAUGAUGACACAGAGGCAGCUGCUCCCCAAACCCCUGGCGCGUGCAUGCAGCAGAGAUUUAGACAGCAACUUAACUACUCUGAAGUUUUAAACAACAAGAAAGAGUCGAGUGAAUCUGUUUACAUUUAGAAUAACGUUUUUUCUCUGAGAGACGCGAUUGCAAUAGUAUUUUUUAGAUUUUAUCCAAGAAGUUUUUUGGGCAAAAAUCCUGGAUCAUUUUUAUGUAGCAUGGUUCUCCUGGGAUGCAAAUCUUAAAAAGAUCCUUUAACAUGAACCAACACAAUCUGGAGCACAGUGAUGGGCAUUCUAAAUUCUGGCUUGAACUACUGCACUAAAACCCAUUAGAAAGAUGAGUCAAUUAAACCAGUUAGGCCUAGCAACCUGCCUUGUCUGGGAGCAUCCCAGACCCCUACUUCCCCAGGCUAACCUUUACUGUGAAAUCCUAGCACAUUCCAUGUCUGAAUUCACGGAUUCAGGGUGGAUUUUCCUUAGCUGCGGAAAACACAUGGAAGAACACAUGGAUCUGCCCAACAGCUUCCACACUCAAGUCAGCCAGUCAUGCUAAUCUGGAAGUCUGGUCAUUUUUAUAUCUGGGCCCUCUUACCCUUUGGCAAGGAUACAAAGUGUCAUGCCCUACAGGAUUACUGCACAGUCCUACUACAGUAUUUUGAAGUAGCCCUCUAAAUACUUAAUCUUAAGCAAAAGCCCUUGGCCGCACUUUUAAGGUUUUUUUUUAUAUGUGUAUAGUCACAGAUUUAAAAAAUAAAAAAAUCCGAACAGCAUACUUGAAGAAUGUAAUACUCAAACUCUCAGUGCUUCCUUAUGGUUUCUAAUAGGAUUUUUUAUUAUUGUUAUUAUUAUUAUUAUUAUUAUAAUUAUUGGGUUUUUUUUGGAAGGGGCUGGGAGGGUGUUUUUUUUUCUUGAAAUAAAGAAGUGAUGUUUUUAAAUGAAGAAAUGUGUGGAUAAUUAAAUGUGCUCUGUCUUGUCUCUAAAUAAUUUGAGGAAAGUGAGACCUUGCAAAUGCCGCCCUCUGUUGCCUCGUGCUUAGAGUUGCAAUAUCUUAAAAAUACCAUCUUUUUCUUUUCCCCCCUCAAUGGACUUGGUUUGGUUGGGGAGUGAUGGUGGCUCUGUGAGUCUCAAACCAGCCUUAUAGGAGUGGGGAUUUUUUCCCUUAAAAUUUACUUCAUUUCCUAAACUGGACUGGGGCAUUCUUUAGGAAAGCCUAAAGGAGACUUUGUCAAGAAAUAGAGUCAGCCCUAAAUCAUUUUUUAUUUUUUUUUAUUUAUAAAACAAAGCGUCCCCAGUAACUGAAGCCAAAGUUGUCCUUUCCAGCUGACAGUAGGAAAAUCAUUUGUCCUCUCAUCGGCUCUGUGGUCCUGGGAGCCUUCUUUUCAAAGCUUUAUUCUGACUGCCUCACUACGGCAACUGAAGAUGGUUCCCUUGAAUGAGAACAAGAAAAUAUGUCAGGUGAUGAAGGUUGUUCCUAAGGCAUGUGUGUGAAUUUUUGUCAGUGACCUGUGGUCCCACACUGGCUUUCUUAACAGAAAUAUUCUCAAUCUGGGUUCUACAGUUUGGGUUGUUUUUUUUCCUUUGAAUAUGAAUUCCAUAGUGUGGAGAGAUGUUGAGCCAGCCCCUCUCUUUUCUGUAACUAACACCCUCAUCCUGUUGGAAUGCAUGCUUCUGACUUUCCACAAAGGGCACAGAGUUUCUGCACCAUUCCCAGUAUUGAACUGUACCUGCUGUUCUCCUGGCUCCAAUUCUGUACAACCAAAUGAUAGAAUGCUGUGCACCAAGGAGAGUAGGAAGCCAGGCUUUCCUUAUCUUCUUCAUCGCAAGAAAUUAUUCCCGAGCAAGAUUAGCAUUACCCCUUCUGCUAGGAAGGCAGGGUGUAUGGUUCCCGUGGCUGCCCCAGCCUUGCUUAGCUUUGACCAGCUAGUCCUCCCAGCCCUGUUAACCCCUGUGUGCCUCUUCCAAGAGAUUCAGCGUAUCACCUCUAUAAUCACAAAACUCAGGUACUCCUGCCCUUCCCCUGCCUCUCCCCAACUGGCAGUUUGCCAGCCACUUCUGUGGCCCUCAUUAACUUGUUCCUCCCUCUCCCUUCCCCCAAACUAGGAGAAGCUGCAAUGAUUCAUUUUUUUUAAGAAAGAGAAGAAGGAGAUGUAUCCCAUCCAAGUUUAUACUGAAAUGAAAUCAUUCCUGUUUUCCACUGCAUUACAGAUGAAGUCUGAAUACUUGGAAGCCUUGUUCUGCCUAAAAACAUAAUUAUUGCUAAAGAAAAAAAAAACAAAAAAACUGGAGUGCCGUAGAAUGUAAUGCCCUUAUGUAGCUGAAAUAGUUUCCUCCACUGUUGCACAUUUCUCCAUGAUCCAUUUUAAUAGGUUUUGUAAAAACAGGGAAGAGACCUCUAAGAUACAAACACACGCUACAAACAUUGUCUUUCUUAAGCCCAAUCUCUUUGACACUCUAAGCCAGAACGUCUCUUUAAGUUGUGUGGAAACUAUUAACUGUAGCGCACACUGGACACUCUUGGGAGGGGCCUCUGAGUCCCCGAGGGUUCCUACCCAUUCACCUCAGGUCAGUGUUCUGCACAGGAAGGCCGUGCGCUCUGUUCUCUAUCCUCUUCUCCACUCUGAACUUGGCCCUUACCAAAACCAUUGGUCAUUAAACCCAGAGCCCCAGGCCAGGCAGGGUUAGAUGGUUCUCCACCUUUCUCUUUCCAACAGAAAAGAAGGUCGUUGUAGUUAAGAAAAUGAUGUCCUCCUUGCCAGCUGAUCCUUUUUCCCUUCCCAGAUGUUGUCAGUAUUUGUAUACCUACACACCUGUCAUCACUUUUCCCCCUUUCCUAACCCCACUGCUUUUUCUUCUGGCUGUUCCCAGAUUUUCCCCUUCAUUGGAAUCUCUUCUGUCACCUCAUCCUAAUGGUUUAACAAUUGUUAUAUUGUUGGAAACUUGACUCUAGCUACUUUCCUUGUAAAGGCUAUGUUCAUUCUCUUUGAAGGAAGAACAUUCCUAGAUGACUUGUAUGAGUCGGUGCCUACCCUGGAAUGUGUGUGACUGCGGAGGCAAAUGUAUGGUUGUGUUGAUCUGGAUGUACUGAGUAGUGGGGGAGGGGUUCUCUGUCUGGAGAGGGUGACAGCGUUCAGGUUGUAGAAUGAUUCCUGACAUUUCGCAUUGCUUGUGUUAAAUCGAAGAAAAUUCUUUCUGAUCGGACCUAAGUUGGUGUGUGUUCAGCACCUUCUAGCAAUCCAUAACCUCCAAAAGGGUGAGGUCAGAUAAGCCACACCUCCAUUUUGGGGGAUUAGGGUGCCUUCCUUCUCACCCCAUACCCCAAAUUGAGAGACAAUCAGAAGUUCAAGAAGACAAUUUGGAUGCGUCUUCUCAUUUAUGUCGAACACAGUUCCAUCAAGGUUGUCCUCUCUGUGUUUUGGUUUUCUUGCCCGUCUUGUGUGUCUGUAGGGUACAAUUUGAUGAAAUGCUGAAUUCUGUUUGUUGUUGCACUGGGUCCUAAAAGGAGCUGCCUCCCAGUUUGGAAAAAAAUAUGCAUUAAAUAACCAAAUCAAACAUUGUCGUGAUGAAACAAGCCGAGGUCGGUAGAGCUGUGGUUGCCCCUUCUCCCUAAUGGAACUGGGAUUUCUGAAUGUGGCUCUAGGGAGUUAAAAAUGUGUCUGUGUGUUGUGUAUGCCGGGUGGUACCGUAAUAGGCAUUGAUUGACUAGGCUGUAAGUGUGUUUUUUCAAAUUGUAAAAGAAUAAAAACUCACUUGCAUGGGUUGAAAAGUUCAGAAAUGACACUUGUGAACAUAACACUGUAGUUGCUAGAUCUUAAGCUGCUAAUUGUUGAGAGAGAUUUACAUUUAUGUUUUGUCUGAUUGCUGCAGGUUUCUUGGCAGCACUUUUACUGUAUAUAAAAAUUUAAAUAAAGACCUCAACUAUUAACUUGA
This is a messenger RNA of Trichosurus vulpecula (common brushtail), 6333 nucleotides long. RefSeq names its product transmembrane and coiled-coil domain family 1 (gene TMCC1). The record is from RefSeq and is a predicted model, not a curated record. Gene Ontology annotation, biological process: membrane fission; endosome membrane tubulation; endosome fission. Lineage: Eukaryota; Metazoa; Chordata; Mammalia; Diprotodontia; Phalangeridae. Gene Ontology annotation, cellular component: endomembrane system. The coding region runs from base 450 to 2399 and encodes 649 amino acids. The transcript is spliced from 6 exons.